AGAAGAAGACACCCGGAAGAAGUGCAGCUGCAGCGCAGGCGUCAUUUGCUUUCCUGAUGGAUGGAAGUUUUUAAAUACGGAUUAAAUAUGCCAGCAGUCGAAGUCAGAAUGUCUUCAGCUUUGAGGCAUUUUAUAAACGACAGACUAACUGCUGCUGCCGAGGAAAUAUUCACGGAGUUUGAAAAAACCAUCGUCCAGUACGAAGAGGAGCUCGACCGUCAGCGCAGACUGCUGGAUGUCAUCUGGAAACCACAGAUAAAGCUACACACUUUAGACCUCCCACAACAUUAUGUCUGUAAGGAGAACAAGGUUUUUGCUGAUCAGCAGCUCUGUGACAUUAAGAAAAACUUCUGCCGGGACCAAGAGGAACCAGGACCUCUACAGAAUAAAGAGGGGCAGGAGGAACUCUGCACUAGUCUGUGCCAUCGGGGACUGGAUCUUCCACAGAUAAAAGAGGAACAGGAGGAACUCUGCACCAAUCUGCAUCAGGAGGACACAGAGCCUCCACAGAUUAAGGAGGAAGAACGGGAACUUUGCACGAGUCAGGAGGGAGAGCUGCUUGUACUGAAGCAGGAGACUAAUACCUUUUUGGUGACUCAUAGCGACAAUGUAGAAAACCCUUUGACAUCAGAGAGUCACUGCAAUACUGAUGCAGGUGAGAAGCCUUAUGCUUGCAACACUUGUGGCAAAAAUUUCAGUUAUAGUGCUGCCCUCACAGUCCACAUGAAAACCCAUAGAGGUGAGACACCGUAUGCCUGUCAAAUAUGUGGUAAAGGGUUUUAUGAGACUUUUUUGCUGAAAUAUCAUGAAAGAAUCCACACAGGUGAAAAACCAUUCUCGUGUGAAAUAUGUGGGAAAGGUUUCAGAAGUAAUGACGGCUUGACUGUCCACAUGAGAAGCCACACAGGUGAGAAGCCUUUCCUUUGUAACAUCUGUGGGAAAAGAUUUACUGUUUCAUCAGCAUUUAAAAGGCAUGUGGCUAUCCACACAGGUGAAAAGCCUUAUUCAUGCAUUACAUGUGGGAAAAGUUUUACUCAAAGUGGGAAUUUGACUGUUCACAUGAGAACUCAUACAGGUGAGAAGCGGUAUUCUUGCAACAUAUGUGGGAAAAGUUUCAGUCGAGGGGGUACUUUGGUUGCCCACAUGAGAAUUCACACCGAUAAGAGGUUGUUGCUUUAUGGAUGCGUCGAGGUAGAGGACGGUUGUGUUGUCAUAUAUCAGAAAUAUAUUUCAGCCGCUGAGGUAAAAAUGACUUCAGUCCAGAAUCUGAGUGAGUUUAUAAACGAGCGACUGACUGCUGCUGCCGAAGAAAUAUUCUCAGAGUUUGAAAAAACCAUCGUCCAGUACGAGGAGGAGAUCGACCGUCAGCGCAAACAGCUGGAUAACAUCUGGAAACCACAGAUACCGUUACAGACAUCAGACUUACGACAGCAACAUGUCUGUAGCGACAAGGAGGUUCUCGCAGACCAUCAGCCCUGUGACCUGGAGAGGAGCACCAUUCAGGCCCAGGAGGAGAAAGAGCCUCUGCAGAUUAAAGAGGAACAGGGGACACUGUGCACCAGUCAGCAAGGAGAGCAGCUUCCAUUGAAGCGGAAGACAUAUACAGUGAUGCUGGUUCAGUGCAAGUCCAAAUGUGAAGAGAUAUUCGGAGUCUUUGUAAAAGCAGUUGUCCAGUAUGAGGAAGAAAUCAACCGUCAGCGCAGACUACUUAAUAUCAUCCAGACACCUGAAAUAAAGUUACACAGAUUAGACCUCUCACAACAAGAUGUCUGUAAGGAUGAAGAGGUUCUUGAUGACCAGCAACUCUGUAACCAGGAGAGCAACUCCAGUUUGGACCAGGAAGAACCAGAGCCUCCACUAAUUAAAGAGGAACAGGAGGAACUCUGCACCAGUCUGGACCACGAGGACCCAGAAUUUGCCCAGAUUAAAGAGGAACAGGAUGAACUCUGUACCAAUCUGGACCUGGAGGACCCUGAGUUUCCACAGAUUAAAGAAGAACAGGACGAACUCUACUCCAGUCAAGAAGGAGAUCUGCUUGUAGUAAAGCUGGAGUCUGAUACCUUUAUGGUGACACCUUCUUAUGAGGAAAGUGACCACAGUGAGCCAGAACCAAACAGUGACCAGCUCCUCUCUCACAACUCUUCUGUAGCUGAGGGCCUAGCUCAGGAAGGAAGCAUGCAUGCAGACACUGGGUCACUUCAAAGUGCUGAAUUUCAGCUGAAGUGUAUAAAGUGUGAUGUUUGUGGAAAAGCCUUUAAAGAUAAGUACCACUUGAAGAAACAUUACAGAAUCCACACAGGUGAGAAGCCGUAUGCUUGUAACACUUGUGGGAAGAGAUUUUACGAGAUUUAUUUAAUGAAAUAUCAUCAAAGAACUCACACAGGUGAGAAGCCAUAUUCUUGUGAAGUGUGUGGUAAGAGUUUCAGAAAAAGUGGCAAUCUGACUAUCCACAUAAGAACUCAUACAGGUGAGCGACCAUACCUUUGUAACACCUGUGGCAAAAGAUUUACUGACUCAUCAACAUUUAAAAAGCAUAAGGCAAUCCACACAGGGGAGAAGCCAUAUUCUUGCAAAAUAUGUGGAAAAGGUCUCUCAAGUAACUCAGUUUUGUUGGUCCAUAUGAGAACCCACACAGGCGAGAAGCCAUACCUUUGCAACACUUGUGGCAAAAGAUUUUCUGAUUCGUCCACCUAUAAAAAGCAUGCAGCAAUUCACACAGGUGAAAAGCCCUAUUCUUGCAAAAUAUGCGGAAAAGGUCUCUCAAGUAAUUCUGUUUUGUUGGUCCACAUGAGAACCCACACAGGUGAGAAGCCUUACGUUUGCAAAACCUGCAAGAAAACGUUCAGUUCAAUGUCCGCUAUGAAAAAGCACACCAGAGUCCACACAGGUGAGAAGCCAUACCUUUGUAACAUGUGUGGGAAAAGGUUCUCUGACUCAUCAGCAUUUAAAAGACACACUGCAAUCCACACAGGUGAGAAGGCCCAUUCUUGUGGAACAUGUGGGAAAAGUUUCACCCACAGGUGAAGAGUCAUAGUCCUGGUUCAUCUGUGGGACUUAAAAAACUGAAAAUUCGUUGAAGUUCAAAGUAGAUCUUUCAGAUUUAAAGCACUUUUAGACUUUGCUUCAACAGCCCUCCUACGAGUUAAUUGCAUGACACACAGUUAGAGAUGGAUCCAGAUCUGUCAAAUAUUAGAUCUUUUCUGCGAUUGUCCCUCCUAGUUGGAAGUUACUGUCACCAAACCUUUCUUUGUGAAUGCUUCUGUAGAAUCUUGGUGCUACAGCCUUAGAGGAGAAGACCUCAGAAAUGUAAUGCAGCAGCAGGAUAGAAGAGUGUUUGUCCUCAUUUAUACACAUUAACAACCUGCUGCUUGAAUCUUAACUUUCUUGUUGAUUCUGUUUGUGAUUUUUGCCAGUUACAAACUCCCCUUAGGGCUGCACAGUGGAGUAGUGGUUAGCACUUUUGCCAUGCAGCUAGAGGAUCUCUGGUUCGCGUCCCAGCUUUCCCGGGAUCUUUCUGCAUGGAGUUUGCAUGUUCUCCCUGUGCAUGCGUGGGUUUUCCCAGGGUGCUCUGGCUUCCUCCCACAGUCCAAAAAUAUGCUGAGGUUAAUUGAUUAUUCUAAAUUACCCUUAGGUGUGAAUUUGAAUGUAUAUGUAGACCUGCGACAGACUGGUGACAUGUCCAGGGUGUCCCCUGUCUUCGCCCGAGUCAGCUGGGAUAGACUCCAGUACCCCGCGACCCUAAUGAGCAUUAAGCGGUGUAUCAGUAAGGGAUGGAUGGACAAACUGCCCUUAAAUGUUUUUCUCUGACCAUAGCAAAUGUCUAGGAAGUUUUUUUUCUUUCUUUCUUUUUAACUCAGAACCUACUAAAGAUGUAUGUGCACAUGUUUUGCAUCUUGUUUUAUUUUUGAGAAAAUAAAAACAGCAGCUGGAUUUCUGUGAUUCGCUGAACUUUAAAGUCCCAGCAAUCACAACAGCGACUGAGCCAAACCAUUCGAUGUUGCCUCUGAGUUUAGCAGAAAACAACUAGAUAAUUUUUGUCUACGGUUUGUGAAUGUUUCUCGAGUUGUGAUUAGAUGUUUUUACAGUAAUCUGCUGUUCCAGCAUGUUUUCUUGCCCCAUUUUGGUAAAGUUGCCUUUUCCUUGUGGCUUCCUCUUGUUCAGAUCAACUCGUAUCGGUCUAUUGUCUGAAUGGUAAAUAUGGACAACUGGUUAGCUUAGCUUAUCAUGAAGGUUGGGAUUGUGGACCUAUUAAAUGUACCUAUCAACAGCUAUAAAGCUCAGUGAUCCAUCAUGUUGUAUGUCAUUUAUGUAAUCUGAAGCGUGAACCACCAUGUGGCUGUAGCAGACCUGGCCGUCAGUUUUCCCAUCUAAAAACACAAACAUAUUUUCCAAAGCGUCAAACUUCUGCUUUCAAAAAGACUUGCACACAGUCUUACUUGCAAGAAUUUGUAAUGUUGUAGUAUUUUCUUGGGCAAAUUCAUAAGUAACGCCAGACUGUGUAGAAAUGAACAACGAACCCCAGCGAAUAAGUGUUUAGCAGAAAAGGAAACAUGCAGGUGACAAUUUACCAAAUGUAAAUAUAGAAUGUAAGAAAUCACAAGAAGAUGAUAGGAAUUAGUUCACCAAUAAGUAUCUUUGAAGCCAAUGUUUGAAGAGUAUGAUUCCAGAAAGUCUCAUGCUCUUUGAGUGUUUUACUAAACAGGGUUAUUCAAAAAGAAUACACCAAUUUCGUAACGCAAUAUUUUAAUGAGGAAAAGCAAUAGAAAACUCCAGCCAAGUCACAAGUAUUCUACUCACAAUCAACUCUUAUUUCCCGUCUUACGAGUGUUCAAUGUGACUACCCCCUGCAGCUCGGGCAACGUCAUUGCAAUAAGAGAAUUCCUCCCAGACGCGUAUCAGCAUAUCACAAUCCACUGAGUUGAUUGCUGUUGCUAUCUGAUGUCAUUCGAUGACCUAUAACAUCAAAUAAAAGUUGAUUGUGAGUAGAAUGCUCGUAACUUGUCUGGAGUUUUCUAUUGUUUUUCCUUAUUGAAGUAUUGCAUAAUGAAAUUGGCUCAUUCUUUUUGAAUAACCCCGUAGUUCUUGCCUCUUAGUGGUAAGGUGACGUGUUUUUUCCCUGUUGAAAAUUUGUAACAUCUUCACCUUACCAUGAGGUAAGUGCCAUGAGAUGACAUACGGUAUGCUGUGAAUUGGCCGUAAGAAUGGAGUUGAGCUGAAUGUUCAAUCCCUCAGAGGACCAACGACAAGUUGUCCUGAUGAGCAUCACUGAAAUGUACAGCUGUGGGUUUAUCCUGGCCAUUCGGGUGUGUUGUGCUUUUAUGUUCACCGAUCUGUUGUUUCAUAUUUCUGGUGGCUUUCCCCAACACAUGAUACACAACUGAUGACACUGUUGUUAGAAAUAUCUUUGUAUGUAUUUAAGCUUUAGUGGUGUUAUUGCACUGUGCACAGCAGUAGUUUCCAUUCAGAGGAGGGUGCAAGCAUGCCUGUGUUAAAUGACUAGGUUUCUCCUGGUCACAGAGGCAUGCUUAAAUUGAUGCCUUAUAUUUCCUCCCAGACUUUAAGCUGUACCAGAAUGGAAGGGCCAACUCACAUGUUUGGAUAAUUCUCAGUGAUAGAUACCCCCAUUAUGCAAAGCUAAUCCUCCUGCUUUAUAAAAUCCUCUGUAGAAUGACAGACCUUUCUCAGUGGGGAAUCCCUCUUUCAUUUCUAUAUCUUGAUGCAAAUUGUGGGUUGCUUUCACGAGUGUUCAACAGGUAACAAAACUGAUAAUUCACCCAAGCUUCCAAUAUAAAUUCGUUUGGAACUGGUCGUCGUCCUCCUACAUAUCUGCUUCAUAAAAUAGAUGUGCAAACAUUUAUUUUGUUUUAAAUCCUGCUCCUGCUUUAAAAUGACAAAGAUGAAAGUCAGUUUACACAUCUGUUGCCAACAAAUAAUUUCUCCAUAUCUCCCUGUUGCUCUUAAAAUGGCAACAAAUGAUGUCUUCGGACUAACUCAUCUUCAUCAGGCCUCAAAAAUAGUGAGUUUUGUACAAAAUAAGUUGCUUUACAUUUUAUUUGAUUGGUCUGUUUUACCUCAAACUGUCACUUCCUUUCACCUAAAGCUUCAUAAUUGACAUAAAAAAUGUAUUAGUUUGAGCAUUUUUAGGGGGUCUUCUGGUAAGACAUGCAGCAAAUGACUGUGGGUCAGACUCGAACCCAUCGCCGCUACAUCGAGGACUAGAGCCCCCGAUGUGGCGACUAUGGGCAUCUCCAUAUACUGUAGUGGAUAGUCUAUUAAAGGAAAAAACUUUUACUUCUUCCAAAGAUUAUUUUUAUUUUCUUUCUCAAUUCUUAGUUUUUUUGAAAAGACUAUGAAACAGAAUAAUAAAGUGAAAGUGGGAGACAAAAACUUACCACCUGUUUUAAUUUUCUUCUUUACAAAACCCAACAUAAAUUAGAUUUCUUUGUCCAAUUUGCAUUUUAUUUUGUUUUCAUUUCAUUAAACUUCUAUUUUUUUAACUUCAAAAUAUUCUCCAGGGUGUUUUUUGUUUUGGUUGGCUAUUUUUUUCCGUUUGCCUGUUGAGCUACCUAAGCACGCAGUUUGAACUUUUUUUUCUGGUUUUCUGGCAAAAAUCUCUAUUUCAAACUGUGAGUCCCACACCUUAUGUUUUACAGCUCUCCAAGGUUUAUUUUGCUGUUGAGGUGAACAAAUGCAAAAAUGAGCACUUUGAGGAAAAAGAGGGAACAUUAGUGUAGCAUGUUAGCAUUACCUGAAACUGAAUCUUCAUCAGUCAGAGAAGAAAGCGGUCGGUCGGAUCAAUCAGAACAGAAAAUUUGUUUCGGACAGUCACUUAACUGAAACACGCAAGAAGAUUUUCUUAAUGAUCUUUGUACUAAUAAUAGUGUACAUUGUAGCAUGUUUGGACCUGUACAGAAAGUUCUGUCUGUUAAUUUUUGUUAACUUCUCUCUGGUUUGGUAAUAAAAUAUUGAUGAUACUCUGCUUCAACGUCGCUGUUUGCAUGUGUGAUGAAUUUUCUGCCUGAACAAUAAAAAUCACUUCCUUCAA
Acanthochromis polyacanthus (spiny chromis) is the source of this 7045-nucleotide messenger RNA. Its product is annotated as zinc finger protein 502-like. The transcript has 5 exons. NCBI's taxonomy places the organism in Eukaryota, Metazoa, Chordata, Actinopteri, Pomacentridae. Gene Ontology annotation, biological process: regulation of transcription by RNA polymerase II. The record is from RefSeq and is a predicted model, not a curated record. Bases 61 to 3024 code for a protein of 987 amino acids. Gene Ontology annotation, molecular function: RNA polymerase II cis-regulatory region sequence-specific DNA binding; DNA-binding transcription factor activity.